Messenger RNA from Daucus carota subsp. sativus, 1318 nucleotides. RefSeq lists its product as uncharacterized. The record is from RefSeq and is a predicted model, not a curated record. NCBI's taxonomy places the organism in Eukaryota, Viridiplantae, Streptophyta, Magnoliopsida, Apiales, Apiaceae. Gene Ontology annotation, molecular function: DNA-binding transcription factor activity. Bases 114 to 1106 code for a protein of 330 amino acids. The transcript is spliced from 4 exons.
CCCAUAUAAUUAAUUGCUUUCAUUAUUGAUUUCACAGCCAAUCCCUUUCAUAUUCUAUUUAAGUACGUUGGUUUAUUUCUUUUUUCUUCGCUUGAAAUCACAAUAUAGAAAACAUGGCAGCUCACUCUACCAAAGCAUGGUCAGAUUCUGAAGCUGCUGCUAGUGCUGGUGAAGAUAUCUUCACCCUCCCUUCUCUAGAUUGCAGUGGGUUUUCGGGGUACGAUUCGAGUACCUAUGGUAUACCAUUACCAGACAAUAACGAUUCUUUUUCUUGGGAUGAUCUGGUUCCAAGGCCAAGCAGUCCUGUCAAAGAUGAGUUUUUUUGUGGUCCUCUGGUUCCUCGUGGAAGUGGAUUAGGGGAAUGGAAAGAUGAUGAGAUGAUGGAUAUUUUUCGCGGUCAAGGCCAGGUGCAACAACCUUUACUAUUGUGUGACAAAAGUAUGGUGGUGAAUGGAGAGGAGGAACAAUACAAGGCUAGAAGUUGCAGAUCUGCCGUGGGAAAACAGAAAGGGUGUGGAAGUUCUUCGAAGAUGUUAACGAGAGAAGAGAUAUCAGGGUACUUCUACAUGCCCAUUACACAGGCAGCCAUGGAGAUGAAUGUCGGUUUGACAUAUCUUAAGAGAAGGUGCAGAGACCUCGGCAUUAGAAGAUGGCCACACCGGAAGCUAAUGAGCCUCCAAUCGCUCAUUAACAAUGUCCAGGAAAUAGGGAAUCGAGAAGGAGAUGCAGCCAACAAUGAGAAGCUGAAGGAAGCAAUUGAGCUACUGGAGCAAGAGCAAAGGCGGAUAGAAGCAGAACCAGAUGUUAAACUGGAGGACAAAACAAAGAGGCUCCGACAGGCUUGUUUCAAGGCCAAUUACAAGAAGAGAAAGUCUGCCAUCAAUGUUGGACAAGAAGAUCUGCUGAUGCUCACAGAUGAUAACAGUAGCAGCCGUACUUACUCUCCUGCUGAUGAUCGAUCUUCUUCCAGCAGCACUGGCCGUUACAUCGGUGCAGACUUUACAAGUGAUCAUUUGACAUUCCCGGGGGAUCUCAAUGUCGAUGACUUGGAGAUGGAAUCACUCUUUCUGGAUUCUGAGGCAUCUCCUACAAACACAAGUUACUGAGGAUCCCGGACUACCUUAGCAUUACAUAUCGUCGAAAUGAAAUGAUGUGAAAUCUGCAACAUGGUAACUUCUACAUGUACCCGAAAUCCAGUUGUAUCCCAAGUAAUUUUCUGAUAUGAACUGCAGAGCCAGUAAUGAUUCAAUACAGUGGUCUCAGUACCAUAAAUCAAGAACAUCAUAUUUUGUCAAAUAAAAACAGACUUUCUCAUCAG